Molecule: messenger RNA, 2984 nt
Organism: Portunus trituberculatus (swimming crab)
Lineage: Eukaryota; Metazoa; Arthropoda; Malacostraca; Decapoda; Portunidae
Product: probable G-protein coupled receptor Mth-like 1
Exons: 9
Coding region: 279-2735 (818 amino acids)
Biological process (GO): G protein-coupled receptor signaling pathway; cell surface receptor signaling pathway
Cellular component (GO): membrane
Molecular function (GO): G protein-coupled receptor activity
Source: RefSeq, a predicted model, not a curated record
CUGUGGGGUGACAUCUAGCGGGAAGAAUGACAAGCAGGAAGUGUUAAAAGACGAGGAUAAAUAUUUUGUCCUAGUGUUUCUUGUGUGCUUGGAAAGAAAGGACGGACGGGGACUUAUCAAAGUUUUCAGGUGUGUAUCGAAACUUGUUUGUACAGAACUGCUGCUUUCUCGGUAAGACAAAUUUUGUUAGCAUGGAUAUUAUAGUGGACGAUAAAAUACUUGCAAGAAGUGUGUGAAGUGUGUGACAGUCCAUCAAAUCCUGAGCUUUUCCUUGUACAAUGAACGAACGUCAGCCGGCCAUGAUGAGAUACUCUGUGGUGAUAGCCUUGGCUUUGCUGUGCCAAACGUGCCAUCUGUGCGUGGGCGUGGAGCCCGAGAAUCCCGAGGACGUCAUCACCACGACCCCUCAAGAGGAAAUCAUCAUCACCACUCAAAAAGACAUCACCACAUCACAAAAAGUAGUCAGCAUAUCUCCGUGUAACAGCAAGCAGCAUGCCAGGACAACUGUGGUGGACCCGCUGCUGGAGAAUGACAGAGUCCCGACGUGCGCAGAUCAGUUGGUGGUGUGUUCUUGUCCAGAACCAACUCCUGACGGCUGCCGGCGCUUCCUUUCCGAUGCCUACAUUGACAGUAAAAAUAGUGAUUUCAAGAACAUUAGGGUUCCCGUGGCUGACUUGAGAGUGGCUGUGCAUAACGUGACCUGCCAGAAAAAGGACCAUCGCUUCAUGACUUAUGGUGAAGGGAAAUUUUACUGGCGGGAAUACGGUGACGUUGUCCUCGUGGAUGCCGGUGACAUGACUGAUCUCCGCGUCAACGAUUACUGCGCCGAUCUGCGCCGCGACUUGACUUGGAACAUGAAGAUAUGUGUUGCCCCGCCUUCGGUACCCAAAUGCUGCCCCAGCGGACAGGCACUGAAGGACGGAAUGUGUCAGGACGCUACUACCCUUGCCAUUCUUGCACCUCCCAUGUACAUAAACUUGGAGGAAAAGUCAAUACAUUUCCCGGUUAUUAAGAAUCACUAUAACCCCUUGAAUUGCACUUCAGAUCCUCUGCUAUCGAUACCGUUAGCUCCGAAACAAUCUUAUUUAUUAUCAGUUCCAACAGGACUCAUUCACGUCUGGAACCCAGCAGACAGUCAUGUUGAGAAUCACUUCACUUAUUCUCCUAACAUUUGCAUUGAUGGCUACGUGAACUCCAACGGAUCCGAGACUUACUCCGUAAAUUUUUGCUACUCCCAUCCACACCAGCAGCGUAAAAACUGUGAAGGACAUAUUUGCGUGCGGAAGUGUUGCCCUGAUGGCGAGGAAAUGAGCCGGUUACUGAAGCGGUGUGUUCCCUCAAACUUCAAAAAGUUUAAGCCUGUCUUCACCAAUCCUCCCAACGAUUACAAAAUAGUGCAUGGUAGGCCAAAAUGUGAUUUUGAAACAGAGUUGGACGAACCCAGUAUUGACAGUGAAGGUCAUUAUCACUUCGAGGACAAUAUUUUGUCGGAGUCGAAAUAUUGUGUGGAUAAGUUUAAUGAUGGGCGGGGUAAUAUUAAAGACAUGGCAAUAGUGUGCGUCAACAAUGAAAUGAGACUGUGGCUCAGGAUACGAAAAACUGCAUUCCCGAUAUUUCAAUUUAUCUCUUUCCUAUUCCUGCUCCUGACGAUGGGCUGUUACUGCGUGGUUCCCGAAUUGGUUAAUGGUGGCGGGUGGUAUCAGCUGUUCCACGUCUUCUCCCUCAUGGUGGCCUACGCGACCAUGUUCGCGCAGAAUAUGUUCAACAAGAAUUGGGAGACUAAUACAUGUUUUAUUAUGGGAAUUCUGCUUCAGUUUAGUUUCCUAUCCACUUUCUUCUGGCUGAACGUGCUGUGCUUUGAGGUGUGGAGAAAAAUAAGGAGCCUUGAUAACAAGUUCCGUCCAGCCUCAAUCAUUCCCAUCUGGGUCUACGUGAUCUACGCCUUUGGGACGCCAGUUGCGAUCGUGAUCAUAACGGUGUGCAUGCACUUCUUCGCCCCUGAAGGUGUGCCUGGAGUGGUGAAGCCUGACAUUGCACGGAACAAGUGUUUCUUCGAAGAUCGCUCAAGACUCUUCCUGUAUUUUUAUGGACCCGUUGCCUUCCUAUUUGCUCUCAACAUUAUCUUCAUUACCCACACUUCUUGGACCUAUAGGAUGAUAGAAAAAAAUGUCUCCGUGCUGAAGAAAGCCACUUCGCCAAGCGUAUCAACUGAACAGAUUCACCGCAAACGCGACUACAUCUCAGAUUUCAAGCAACAGUCCUCUCUGCUCUUCCUGAUGUCGCUGUGCUGGGUAACAGAAAUUUUGUCUUGGUUUAUUUCACCUCUUGAAUUGUGGGCUUUAACAGAUACGCUGAACACGCUGCAAGGUUUCUUUCUAUUUGUAAUUUUUAUUGCAAAUAGAAGCAAACGUAAACGCCUGAAGAAGAAGUUUCCACUGGUUUUCAAGUUUUGGGAUCAGAUUGGGAAAGUCCUUCGCCAUUGGUGCUGCUGGUGGUACCCAGGUGCCAAGGAGAGCUGCCUGGCUCCGCUCGGCAACCUAACAUCACAAUUCGGCAGGACACUCUCAUCUUCAUUUAUUGUCUCAAAUGUGUCGACGCCCAGUACAUUUUUGAGAUUUUCGAAGUAUUCAUUUUCGAUGGACCUUCCUGAUGACGGUAGCAUUACCACACUAUCUCACUCAUCAACAGUAGUCAACAGUGCCUCUCUCCAUGACAACACUGACACACAGUGUUAGUUUUUCUUACUGUGUUCUUUAUUUUACUUCCAGUGGUAACAUGUGAGUGUUUACAGACAUGAAUACUGACAAGAUUGUAUUGUUGUUAUGAAACAAAAGUGAUGAUGCAUCAUGCCUACAUCAUGUAAUAUUCCAUCUGUCAUAAAGGAGUUUUGAUGGCACUACUCCACAAUACGCAUGAAUGCAGAAAAUAGCCAUGUAGCUUUAUAAUAAUUUCUAUAAUUGAUCAUAAAGGAAUCAGGGACUCUA